UAUAUAUAUCUAUGCUCAUUUCUCUGAAGAAGCCUGGAGGAGGCCAAACUGAUGCUCGCCGUCCAGGAAGAGAUUACCACGACAACUGAGGCGGAGCCCACAGUCCCUGGCGUGGUGCGACUACACGUUAACAACUGGCUCGAGAUCCACAGGAUUGGUGGCACCUAUAUCCCCCCCGAGGCAUUAGAGCGCACCUAUAUCCCCCCCAUGCACUGCUGCUGCUGCUGGAAAGUGAGAAGGAACUGCUCGCCUGCGAUGGUGCGCCUCAUCACAACCUGCUCAGCGGUGAAAAACCUGCAGCAGCUCGCACAAGAUGCUGACCUGGCCUUAUUUCAGAUUUUUCAAAUUGCUGCUCACUUGGCUUAUUGGGGCAAAGCGAUCAUCAUCGACCCGCUGUGUGAGAACAAGGAGAGCAUGCCUGUCAGUGCUCUGUUAUAUAUGUCUAUAUUUGUUUGGUUUUGA
Anoplopoma fimbria (sablefish) is the source of this 462-nucleotide messenger RNA. Its product is annotated as GATOR complex protein NPRL3-like. The transcript has 2 exons. The record is from RefSeq and is a predicted model, not a curated record. Gene Ontology annotation, biological process: cellular response to amino acid starvation; negative regulation of TORC1 signaling; positive regulation of autophagy. NCBI's taxonomy places the organism in Eukaryota, Metazoa, Chordata, Actinopteri, Perciformes, Anoplopomatidae. The coding region runs from base 52 to 462 and encodes 136 amino acids. Gene Ontology annotation, cellular component: GATOR1 complex.